This is a messenger RNA of Macadamia integrifolia, 1832 nucleotides long. RefSeq names its product uridine nucleosidase 1-like. The transcript has 10 exons. Gene Ontology annotation, molecular function: purine nucleosidase activity. NCBI's taxonomy places the organism in Eukaryota, Viridiplantae, Streptophyta, Magnoliopsida, Proteales, Proteaceae. The coding region runs from base 297 to 1310 and encodes 337 amino acids. Gene Ontology annotation, cellular component: cytosol. The record is from RefSeq and is a predicted model, not a curated record. Gene Ontology annotation, biological process: purine nucleoside catabolic process.
AAGAAUUCACGUUCUUUGUGAAGACCUAUAAAUACUAACAGACACACAGAAGAAAGAGACGAGGGAACUUUAAUGGGAGAAGGAAGAGAAUAGGGGACUUGAAAGGGAAGGGCAAGUGCGGGCCAAGGGGAUCGGCAUCGAAGGUUUACAAAAAGCAAUAAAGAAGAGAAGUUCGAAGGGUCCCCUCGCAUUGAUCUUCUUCUUCUUCUUCUUCCCUUUUCCUCUGUCGGACCAAUCCUUAUCCCUCGAUUCCUUUCUCUUUUUCUUUUGUUUUUCGUUGAUCGGAGAAAGGUCAGAUGGAGUCUGUGAUGUCGAAUUCUCACGAUAUAGUCGACACAAGAUCCGCUUUUUCGUCUAAACCGGAGAAGAUCAUCAUUGAUACUGAUCCUGGAAUCGAUGACAGCAUGGCUAUCUUCAUGGCAUUUCAAACACCAGAGGUGGAGGUCUUAGGUUUGACUACAAUAUUUGGUAAUGUUAGUACUGAAGGCGCUACACGGAAUGCUUUGCUCUUGUGUGAGAUGGCAGGGCAUCCUGGUAUACCUGUCGCACAAGGCAGCUCUGAACCUCUAAAGGGAGGAAUACCACGUGUUUCCGACUUUGUUCAUGGCCCUGAUGGGUUGGGGAAUGUAUCUCUUCCACCCCCCAAAGAAAAGAAAAUUGAGAAGAGUGCUUGUGAAUUUUUAGUUGACAAGGUCUCUGAAUAUCCUGGUGAGGUAUCCAUACUUGCAUUGGGACCACUAACAAAUUUAGCUUUGGCAAUCAAAAGGGAUUCAUCGUUUGCAAGCAAGGUGAAGAGACUGGUAGUACUCGGUGGGGCUUUCUUUGCAUCCGGAAAUGUCAAUCCUGCAGCUGAAGCUAAUAUCUAUGGUGAUCCAGAAGCAGCUGAUAUUGUGUUUACCUCCGGAGCAAAUAUUGUUGUGGUUGGCAUAAAUAUUACAACCCAAGUCAAACUAACAGAUGAAGACCUCUCUGAAUUGAGGAAUUCCGAAGGGAGAAAUUCUCAUUUCUUAGGUGAAUUAUGCCAAUUUUACAGAGAUUGGCAUGUGAAAUCUGAUGGUGUCUAUGGCAUUUUCCCUCAUGACCCGGUGAGUUUUGUGGCACUUAUCCGUCCUGACCUUUUUACUUUCAAGGAGGGGGUCGUGAGGGUUGAAACUCAGGGUAUAUGUGCUGGACAUACACUAAUGGACCAAGGACUGAAAAAAUGGAACUCGAUCAACCCUUGGUCAGGCUAUUCCCCUGUUUCAGUUGCAUGGACGAUUGAUGUGGAGGCAGUUGUUAUGUAUAUAAAGGAACUUCUCACAAAGCCAUGAAGCUAUGCACAUGGAACCACAGAAGUGAAGCAUAUGCAGCUAGUGUAUGAGCAACAAGUACAUUUUUGAAGAGCAACGAAGGUGUGAUGAUUUAUAUAAGUACCGCAAUCUCUUUCACUAUAUGGAGGAAGAAUUGCUUGUUUAUGCCCCUCCACAUCAUGAAGCAUUAUAUUUGUUCCUCGGCAAUAUCCAGCAUGCUUUAGUCAUGCAUUCAAUUCUUCAAGUGUAUGCGAUCUGAUAAGGGAUGUGACUCAUAACAGGCCAUGAGCGAAUCAAUCUGGUUCUUUACUUCAAUCCUGCUGUAGUCACUACCCAGCCUCUUUUUCAACUUUUCUUUCAUUCAAUAGCUUCCUCACCUUGGCUCUCUCUUCCCAUUUUCCAACUGCUGCCUAGCUACAUGUUUGAUAGCAACACAGGCCCCUGAAUCUUGUGGCUCAAGAGAUUUCAGGGUUUCUUGCUGUGAGCUUUCCCAACAAUUGAUUGCCAUAUUUAGAUGUAUAGAGCUGUAGAGGUAUUGUCUCA